Mercenaria mercenaria is the source of this 16316-nucleotide messenger RNA. Its product is annotated as serine/threonine-protein phosphatase 6 regulatory ankyrin repeat subunit B-like. Gene Ontology annotation, biological process: regulation of gene expression; intracellular signal transduction. NCBI's taxonomy places the organism in Eukaryota, Metazoa, Mollusca, Bivalvia, Venerida, Veneridae. Gene Ontology annotation, cellular component: nucleus. The transcript is spliced from 6 exons. Gene Ontology annotation, molecular function: protein binding. The coding region runs from base 189 to 1166 and encodes 325 amino acids. The record is from RefSeq and is a predicted model, not a curated record.
AACACAUCUCGCAAAAUGUCAACAGAUGGAGAAAUUCGGAGAUAAAAACUUAAUUUUCAGCUUCAAGGGGAAAUCAAUAUUUUGCUAACUUCUAAAAUGUCCAAAAGGCAAGCAACAUUCCUGGAAUUUAGGUGUUAAAUGUGUUUUACAAAACUCACGAUUUCUGUGAAACAUUUCAGAAAGACACUAUGGGGAACUCGAAGUCUACAAAGCUUCAUCAUGUUUCUCUCAGCAUGCCCCAGAAAGAACGUGAUCUUCAUCUUGCUGUAAUGGCCAAUGAUAGAGAAGGUGUUCGAGGUUUGAUCAGUGCAGGUGCCAAUGUAAACUAUCCGUGGAGCAAUCCAGCAGUGCCAAGUGUUAAAGACAGUACAACGCCACUUAUAGCCGCUGUUUCUCUUAAUCAUGUAGAAAUAUCGAUGAUUCUACUAAAAGCUGGUGCAGAUAUCAAUAUGACAGACAGGAAUGGUUGUACAGCAUUGUAUAAAGCUGCAUACCAUGGGAGGCCAGUUCUUGUUGAUAUACUAACUCAAGCCGGUGCUGAUUUGAAUAAAGCUGACAAAGAGGGCCAAACUCCAUUAUAUAUCUGUGUACAGAAUGCUAUUGUUCACUCCAGCUAUGCAACUGUUGAAAUGUUACUGGCUGCUGGGGCCAGAGUACAUCAGAGUGACAGAAAUGGAAAAGCACCAAUACAUGUAGCAGCACAUUGGAAAAUAAAAGACAUGUUAAGAAUACUAGCUUCCGCAUCCACAGUGAACAGAAUUGACAAUUUAGGGAGAACCCCGCUGUAUGUGUGUGUCAGCUCCCUAAGUACAGGACUUUAUAAAGAGGACUUGAAAUAUCAAGUUCCUUGUAUUAAGGUACUAUUCCAUGCUCAGUGUGACAUGUUGAAUCUAAUUGACUGGUUAAAAUGGAAAGGACCGGGAAUUCCACCGGAACUGCUCGCAAACGAUGAAGCAUUUUUUGAGUGGUAUACGAAAAGUGGCAGUUCACCACAUUCGUUGAAGAACCUGUGUAGAAAAGUGAUACAACAGAGACUGGUCGAUAAUUGGAAAGACGGAUUCUUAAAAAAAAUUACGUACGUUCCACUGCCAGCAAAGUUACAUGUUUAUUUGUCACAUAAAAUGUUUCUUAUACCAACACCUACAGUACUGCAUAAUGAAAUUUAGAUUGAAAUUGUUAGUGUAUCACUUUAUUGAAAUUUGAUAAUUUCUUUCGUUUUAGUUGAUUGAGAUGAAAUUAGACAGGGUUUCAGAAAUCGAUGUCUGGAGCCUGGAGGCUAACAGAAAAUUCCGUCAGACUACUGAAUUUUUUCAGAGCGUGCCUGCUGGGCUACCUUCAAACUCCAUAUCAAGUAGCCUGGAAUUCAAUACCAUAUAUAGUCUUCAAACAUAAUUUUUGUCUAUUGUCCCCUUGAGUGGUACCUGCUGGAGGCAUUAAUUACCUUACCACCUAUUGUCACAAUUUGCAAACAACCGUUAAUCAUACCCGGAGGCAAAUGUUUACAAAAACAUGUGUACGCAAGAUUUUAGACAGAUCCAAUAACAUCAAAGUUGCUGAUCUGUAGUGUUAAAAACAGUAUGCAAACCAGUCUUAGAAUUAUGUAAUUUUACAGCCCCCUGCCAGAGAGUACUUUCGUUUUCGCUGACCUUUAUAUUUAGCAAGCGAUAACAAGAUAUACAUUGGAUCAGAGACAUUUAAUUAUGAGGCACCGACUUCAUGCUUUUUAAUUUAAAUACUUACAUUACAUGUAAAACAUCGGCCACAUUUGUUUUAGCAAAAUUCGGCAAGUUCAUGUGAGAAACUAUAGAGAAAUUCAGAUAAGUGAAUACACAGCACCAAAAAAAGUGAGAGACGUUAUUUACUCGGUUUUAGUCCUUUUAUUAGCUCAUCUGAUUUUUAGCUCACCUGUCACGAAGUGACAAGGUGAGCUUUUGUGAUCGCGUGGCGUCCGUCGUCCGUCGUCCGUCCGUCCGUCCGUCCAUCCGUAAACUUUUGCUUGUGACCACUCUAGAGGUCACAUUUUUCAUGGGAUCUUUAUGAAAGUUGGUCAGAAUGUUCAUCUUGAUGAUAUCUAGGUUAAGUUCGAAACUGGGUCAGGUGCGAUCAAAAAUUAGGUCAGUAGAUCUAAAAAUAGAAAAACCUUGUGACCUCUCUAGAGGCCAUAUUUUUCAUGAGAUCUUCAUGAAAAUUGGUCUGAAUGUUCACCUUGAUGAUAUCUAGGUCAAGUUCGAAACUGGGUCACGUGGGGUCAAAAACUAGGUCAGUAGGUCUAAAAAUAGAAAAACCUUGUGACCUCUCUAGAGGCCAUAUUUUUCAUGAGAUCUUCAUGAAUAUUGGUCAGAAUGUUCACCUUGAUGAUACCUAGGUCAAGUUUGAAACUGGUUCACGUGGGGUCAAAAACUAGGUCACUAGGUCUGAAAAUAGAAAAACCUUGUUACCUCUCUAGAGACCAUAUUUUUCAUGAGAUCUUCAUGAAAAUUGGUCAGAAUGUUCACCUUGAUGAUACCUAGGUCAAGUUCGAAACUGAGUCACGUGGGGUCAAAAACUAGGUCAGUAGGUCUAAAAAUAGAAAAACCUUGUGACCUCUCUAGAGGCCAUAUUUCUCAAUGGAUCUUCAUGAAAAAUGGUCAGAAUGUUCACCUUGAUGAUAUCUAGGUCAAGUUUGAAACUGGGUCACGUACGGUCAAAAACUAGGUCAGUAGGUCUGAAAAUAGAAAAACUUUGUGACCUCUCUAGAGGCCAUAUUUUUCAUGGGAUCUUUAUGAAAAUUGGUCAGAAUGUUCAUCUUGAUGAUAUCUAGGUCAAGUUCGAAACUGGGUCACAUGCUCUCAAAACUAGGUCAGUAGGUCUAAAAAUAGAAAAACCUUGUGACCUCUUUAGAGGCCAUAUUUUUCAAGAGAUCUUCAUGAAAAUUGGUCAGAAUGUUGACCUUGAUGAUAUCUAGGUCAAGUUCGAAACUGGGUUACGUGCGGUCAAAAACUAGGUCAGUAGGUAUAAAAAUAGAAAAAUCUUGUGAUGUCUCUAGAGGCCAUAUUUCUCAAUGGAUCUUCAUGAAAAUUGGUGAGAAUGUUCAGCUUGAUGAUAUCUAGGUCAAGUUUGUAACUGGGUCAUGUGCGGUCAAAAACUAGGUCAGUAGGUCGAAAAAUAGAAAAACCUUGUGACCUCUCUAGAGGCCAUAUUUUUCACGAGAUCUUCAUGAAAAUUGGUGAGAAUGUUCACCUUGAUGAUAUCUAGGUCAAGUUUAAAGGUGGGUCACAUGCCUUCAAAAACUAGGUCAUUAGGUCAAAUAAUAGAAAAACCUUGUGACCUCUCUAGAGGUCAUAUUUUUCAAUGGAUCUUCAUGAAAAUUGGUCAGAAUUUUUUAUCUUGAUGAUAUCUAGGUCACAUGUGCUCAAAAACUAGGUCACUAUGUCAAAUAAUAGAAAUAACGACGUCAUACUCAGUUCAACACUGGGUCAUGUGGGGAUAGGUGAGCGAUUCAGGACCAUCAUGGUCCUCUUGUUUUAAAAAGAUGAUGAGUUAUUGUCAUCACUUGAUUGGUGUCGGCGUCGGCAUUGCCUGGUUAAGUUUUAUGUUUAUGUCAGCUUUUCUCCUAAACUAUCAAAGGUAUUGCUUUGAAACUUGCAACUCUUGUUCACCAUCAAUAGCUGACCCUGUACAGCAAGAAACAUAACUCCAUCCUGCUUUUUUCAAGAAUUAUUGCCCCUUUUGGACUUAGAAAAUCAGAUUUCUUGGUUAAGUUUUAUGUUUAGGUCAACUUUUCUCAUAAACUAUCAAAGCUAUUGCUUUAAAACUUGCAACACUUGUUCACCAUCAUAAGCUGACCAUGUACAGCAAGAAACAUAACUCCUGCCUUUUGCAAGAAUUAUGGCCCCUUUUGGACUUAGAAAAUAUCAGAUUUAUUGGUUAAGUUUUAUGUUUAGGCAAACUUUCCUCCUAAACUAUCAAAGCUAUUGCUUUGAAAUUUGCAACAGUUGUUCACCAUCAUAAGCUGACUCUGUACAUCAAGAAACAUAACUCCAUCCUGCUUUUUGCAAGAAUUAUGGCCCGUUUUGUACUUAGAAAAUCAUGGGUAGGACAAUUUUUCUAUUAUACAAAAUAAUCAGAUGAACGUCAGCACCUGCAAGGCGGUGCUCUUGUUAAACAACUUAUUAAAAGAAUGAAUUAGUUGUCGGCUUUUAAUAAUUUUAUGAGUUAAAUUGCAGUUGAUACUGCCCUAAGGAAUUUGCAAGUUUAAACAAAAAAAUGGACAUUCCUUUUUAGCUCACCUGUCACAAAGUGACAGGUGAGCUUUUGUGAUCGCGCAGCGUCCGUCGUCCGUCCGUGUGUGCGUGCGUAAACUUUUGCUUGUGACCACUCUAGAGGUCACAUUUUUCAUGGGGUCUUUAUGAAAAUUGGUCAGAAUGUUCACCUUGAUGAUAUCUAGGUCAAGUUCGAAACUGGGUCAACUGCGGUCAAAAACUAGGUCAGUAGGUCUAAAAAUAGAAUAACCUUGUGACCUCUCUAGAGGCCAUAUAUUUCACAAGUUCUUCAUGAUAAUUGGUCAGAACGUUCAUCUUGAUGAUAUCUAGGUCAAGUUUGAAACUGGGUCACAUGCCGUCAAAAACUAGGUCAGUAGGUCAAUAAUAGAAAAACCUUGUGACCUUUUUAAAGGCCAUAUUUUUCAUGGGAUCUGUAUGAAAGUUGGUCUGAAUGUUCAUCUUGAUGAUAUCUAGGUCAAGUUCAAAACUGGGUCACAUGCGGUCAAAAACUAGGUCAGUAGGUAUAAAAAUAGAAAAACCUUGUGACCUCUCUAGAGGCCAUAUAUUUCAUGAGAUCUUCAUGAAAAUUGGUCAGAAUGUUCACCUUGAUGAUAUCUAGGUCAAGUUUGAAACUGGGUCACAUGCAGUCAAAAAUUAGGUCAGUAGGUCAAAUAAUAGAAAAAUCUUGUGACCUCGCUAGAGGCCAUAUUUUUUAUGGGAUCUGCAUGAAAGUCAGUCUGAAUGUUCAUCUUGAUGAUAUCUAGGUCAAGUUUGAAACUGGGUCAACUGUGGUCAAAAACUAGGUCAGUAGGUCUAAAAUUAUUAAAAUCUUUUGACCUCUCUAGAGGCCAUAUUUUUCAAUGGAUCUUCAUGAAAAUUGAUCUGAAUGUUCACCUUGAUGAUAUCUAGAUGAGUUUCAAAACUGGGUCACGUGUGGUCAAAAACUAGGCCAGUAGGUAUAAAAAUAGAAAAACCUUGUGACCUCUCUAGAGGCCAUAUUUUUCAUGAGAUCUUCAUGAAAAUUAGUGAGAAUGUUCACCUUGAUGAUAUCUAGGUAAAGUUCAAAACAGGGUCACUCGUGACCUCUCUAGAGACCAUAUUUUUCAAUGGAUCUUCAUGAAAAUUGGACAGAAUUUUUAUCUUGAUAAUAUCUAGGUCAAGUUCAAAACUGGGUCACAUGAGCUCAAGAACUAGGUCACUAUGUCAAAUAAUAAAAAAAAAAGACGUCAUACUCAGAACUGGGUCAUGUGGGAAGAGGUGAGCGAUUCAGGACCAUCAUGGUCCUCUUGUAUGAUGUUGUCAUGAUGUUGUCAUGUUGCAAUAAUGAAUGAGGGAAGAAUUUCCAGUUUAAUUAGUUUUAUCUUUUAAAAUGAAGAAAAGGAGAAAAAAUCGAGUAUUAAAAUGAUAAUUGCUAUUUUAGAGAACAAAAUCUAUAACAACAUUAGUUGUGGGUACCAUUACUUAACUGACGCUAUUUUUAUGUUCUGAUGGUCGCAUCCAGAGAUCUAAAACAGCAUAUAACGUCGCUGAAGCUGAAUUGUUUUAGCUAUAACAACAUGUGCGUGUGGCUAAAAUUAUGAAACCCUAUAUUAAUCUAAGCAUUCCAUCUAACUGUUGUAUACAAGCACUUGGUAAAUAAACCAAAACGGCCAUUGCCAAAUAAACGUACAUGUUCUGCCUACCAGACAAAAAUAUUGAUAGCAUGGGCUACCUGUAAAUUUGCAGAUUUCUGAAACCCUGAAUUAUAGUGGUUUUUUUUAUAUACCGUAGAAAUAUUUUUAAAAGAACUAUACUGUAGACCUUAAAAGGCUUACAUUAAACUGUUUUCUAUGAUAUAAAAAGUAAGUUUAGCUCAUAACUUUUAUAAUUUUUCCACUGAAGAAUAUAGAAAUUAUAACUUUUAAUGACUGUGAUACUGAGAUGGUAUGAAAGGUGUAGGUGGUAGAGAGUUUUAGAUACUUCUGUGUGAUUUUGUGUGGAUUUCAUGAUACUGUAGAAUCAUUUCAUUUCGUGGGCAUGAAAUUUCAUAGUUUUGGUCAAAAUGGCAGUUUUGUGGGAAUAUGAAUUUGUGGAUUUCAACUUUUGAACAUAAAAUGAAUGGGAAUUUUACUUGUUCUUUGGGAAAAAAUUUUGUGGAUUGACUCAACCACAAAAUCCACGAACGUUAGUCCCCCACGAAUAUAAAUGAUUUCACAGUAAUAGAUUUAGUUCUCAUAAAUGAACAUUAAUACAAGUAACUUUCUUUGAAAUACUGAUUCCUAGUCCCACAGCUUUUUUCUGCGAUACCUUCUGCAUUGGUAAAUUAAUUUGAAACAUAUAUAAAUGUCUUAACUUUCUUUUGUUUAAUUGAUUUGAUAAUGCAAAAAAGUAAAUGAGCCGCACAAUGAGAAAACCAACAUAGUGCAUUUGCGACCAGCAUGGAUCCAGACCAGCCUGUACAUCCACGCAGUAUGGUCAGGAUCCAUGCUGUUCGCUUUCAAAGCCUAUUUCAAUUAGAGAAAUCGUUAGCAAACAGCAUGGAUCCUGACCAGACUGCGUAGAUGCUCAGGUUGGUCUGCCUCCAUGCUGGUCGCAAAUGCGCUAUGUUGGUUUUCUCAUGGCACUGCUCAAAUAUCCAAUUUUACGUAUUUUACUCUGGCGGGAAAUGUCUCAAUUGUUUAUGGAGACUAUGGAAUCAAACAAUAAUUACCAUUACCGGUUUGCUACCUUAAAAAAUGACAUGACAUUGAUAGUCAUAAUAGUGAUUGUAGGGAACGCUGAAAGACACUUCUGUUUUAAAGCAGUGCUUCCCUGGUAAUUAUGCCCCUGAAGGGAGGCAUAUAGUUUUUGAACCGUCUGUCGGUCUGUCGGUCUGUCAGUCUGUCCGCAAUUUUCGUGUCCGGUCCAUAUCUUUGUCAUCGAUGGAUGGAUUUUCAAAUAACAUGGCUUGAAUGUGUACCACAGUAAGACGACAUGUCGCGCGCAAGACCCAGGUCCGUAGCUCAAAGGUCAAGGUCACACUUAGACGUUAAAGAAUAGUGCAUUGAUGUGCGUGUCCGGUCCAUAUCUUUGUCAUCCAUGGAUGGAUUUUCAAAUAACUUGGCAUGAAUGUGUACCACAGUAAGACGACGUGUCGCGCGCAAGACCCAGGUCCGUAGCUCAAAGGUCAAGGUCACACUUAGACGUUAAAGGAUAGUGCAUUGAUGGGCGUGUCCAGUCCAUAUCUUUGUCAUCCAUGGAUGGAUCUUCAAAUAACUUGGCAUGAAUGUGUACCACAGUAAGACAAAAUGUCACGCGCAAGACCCAGGUCUGUAGCUCAAAGGUCAAGGUCACACUUAGGUCAUUUUUCAUGAUAGUGCAUUGAUGGGCGUGUCCGGUCCAUAUCUUUGUCAUUCAUGCAUGGAUUUUAAAAUAACUAUGCAUGAAUGUGUGGCACGGUAAGACUACGUGUUACGCGCAAGACCCAUCUCCGUAGGUCAAAGGUCCUAAACUCUAACAUCGGCCAUAACUAUUCAUUCAAAGUGUCAUCGGGGGCAUGUGUCAUUAUAUGGAGACAGCUCUUGUUUUAUGCAUAUAUUAUACAGGUUGAUAAUUUUCUUGAAAAUUUACAAUCAUUCAAAUGUAAUUAAGCAUCUUUUAAGCAUUUUUGAAUUUUAAAACUUUGUUUCCGUUGUAGUUAAUAUCAAUAAUUUUUUCAGAAAGUCUUAAGUAGACAUUUAUUGUUGCAUGCUUGGAGAAUUUUGCUGCAUCGGUAUGUACAUAGGUAAUGGAAUCUUUAUCAGAGAUUUACUAUUUUAAAAAACUAACCAGUGUAUAUAAAUAAGUUUGUGUUUAUAAAAUAAAACAGAGGUACAGAAAUCAAUAUAUACACUGGUCACUGAAAGUUGCUGUGGGAUAAGCAAAGUGCUCAGAUAUCCAGAGGACAUAGUAACUAAAAUGAAAACAACAAGGGACCACAUAAAUUUAGGUAAAUCUCCAAAACUUAGAGGUGGGGGUGGGGGAGUGGGACCGGAGCACAUGAUGUUCUUGGUCUGGUUGUUUGUCCUUUGGGCUGUUGGUCACAAAAUCAUGUCUACUCUGUUUAUUCCCCCACCCCCUUAAAGAAGUUUCUGAUAAAAUGCCACAAAUGUUUCUCAUAAAUUGAGGGAGAGUGCUGAACACAACUUUUAGUAAUGUCAGAUCUAGGUCAAGGUCUUGCGGCAAGUUCAGUAAGCAGUAUUUAAUGUCUGUUUCGUACCUUACUAACCUCCUUAGUAAAGAAUUUUUUAAUUAUGUGUCACAAAGAGACAACAUUCAGUCUGCAACUGCAUUCACCCUUCCAUUGAAAUGUACCAAUGUAGUAAGAUACGUGUUUUUCUCAAAAGCUGAGUUAUAUCUUUAAAUGUUUUACAUGGUAUUGAUAUAAUUUUUAUCUCUACAGUAUACUGAAAAGCCUAUGCCCUGCAGUAUUCUGAAAAGCCUAUGCCCUGCUUUGAUCAGAGAUGUUAUUGCUAACUUUUGAUUGUGAUAAAAUAACAAUUAUUUCUGAAUUUUGUGAUUACAAGUUGCGAUAACCACAUCUCAGCCUUUGGUAUUAUUUUAGGAUUUUAUUGUUCCCACAACAUUUUUUUUGUGAAAAUUAAGUUAUAUGUACUUAUAUUGAUUACUUGCAUAAGAAUUAUUGAUGUACAGACCUGUGUAGUAUGCACAACACUGUUAUGUAGACAUUAUGUCGGAUGCACAUAGAGAUAUAUAAACACUUGAUUGUACACUAAUAGCUCAAGAGAGCUUUAACUACCACUGUAUAUGUUUUGACUGUAUGUUUCUGUAAAACAGCUUCUGAAAUCAAACUGCACCACAAGAAAAUGUAUCCUUUGGUUAAAUUAGAGUAUAUCACUAACAGUGUGAAAAUUAACAUGCAGUAAAGUGAAGUUAUACUAUAUCAGGUUUGUCAAGCCACGUGACUUUUGGAUACCGUACACUCGGAGAAAGUGUCCCUAUUCUGGUGAUAUUUUGCCUAUAUUUUCCAUAUUACUUGACAGAUUUUCAAAAGUGUGUAUGUUUUCUACAUAGACAAGGAAAACCAGUUGAGCAAAGUGUUUGAGAAAAAUACUUCGAACUGAUGGCAGACACUUCGUGUGCGAAUUGAAAGCAUUUGUUGUUGCCUUCAACGCAUUUCCACUUUAUGAAAAUAUUUCAAGUGAUAAAAAAUAUAGGCAAAAUUUUGCCUUAAUCGAGAUGUUUUCUCUAUGUGUACAUUGUCCAAAAGUCAUGCGGGUUAGCUACCAGGUAUAUUGUUCUUUAAAAUUUUGUUAUAAAUAUGGUUUGAUGGAGAAUUUAGAAAUGUACAAAUCUAAACUACGAAGAUUGCUAUAAGGUACAUUUUGUUUUGAUGAUGUUUGAUUAUUUUUGAAUCUCGACUGAUUUUGAUGAAUGACUGUCAGGACUUCUUGCAGUUUUGUACACUGUUUUAGAUGUGUGUUCACUCUUCGAAUGCUUGCUAGUUUUUACUGAUUGUAUUUUAAAGACUUUGGCAUAUAUUUUCCGUUAUACUGCUUGUUAAUUACAUGUAGUGUGGACAGUCUGUUAAGUAGAAGCUGUGCGAACUGCAAAAUAUUCCAGACUGAAGCCCAGUAAACAGCUUAUCACUUAAAACCUGUGGAACUUUAAAACAUGUAAACUUUGACAUUGCCUAGAAAUUGAAAUCUCUCCAGGCUAGAAGGUCAGUAAGCUAGUAUCCUACCUGGAAUCAGAAACCACUCAUAACUGGAAUCCUUCUAACAGCUGAUAAUUUAAUCCUGCAGAUUGGACAUAUUGUCAUCUGGUACCCUGCCUAUACAUUGUAAUUGAAAACCCCUGUAAAUGUGAAAGCCUGUAUACUGGUUCCCUGCUUUUAACUGGAAACCCCUACAAAUGGGAGAAACUGGAAACCGGUCAGGACCUGAAAGCCUGUACACUUAUACCCCAUCUAAAUUAGCGAUUGUUUCAAUCACAGAUUUUUAAAGUUCUCAGAAAAAAUGACUCCAGGUCAGAAACGCUGAAUAUAGUGAAGCACAUGUUUCGUUUCAAUUGUUUCAACUUUUCUUUCAAGUUAGACAAAAUUUAGGCUGGGCCUGAAAUACCUUCAGAGAUAUACAUACAUUUUUCAUUAUGUCUAGUAAUAGUAAUUUGCAAGACACUUGUUUUAAAAACUAAUGAUCUAAGUAAAGCUGCGUAUGCUAAGAAAAUUAUGAAAUUGUAGAGAAAAAAACAACAUUUUUAGCUCACCUGAGCACAUAGUGCUCAAGGUUAGCUGUUGUGAUCACCCUGUGUUCGUUGUACGUCAUGGUCUAUAGUGAGUCAUCCCAUUUGUGCAGUUUAAAUGUUAACAUUGAAGAGGUCACAGUUUUGGCCUGAUCUUAUUGAAACUUUAAAAUCUUGGAUGAAUUUCUUUCUGGCUUAUCUGGGGUCAAAAACUAGGUCACUUGGUCAAUGACUAGGAAAACCUUGUAAACACUGAGAUCUUAAACUAGGUCAGUAGGUCAAACAAUAGAAAAAACUUUUUUUACACUCUAGAGGCCACAUUUUCUACUUGAUCUUCAUAAAACUUUGUCAGAAUGCAUGUCUGUAUGAAAUUUUGUAUUUCAAAAUAAUUUCACAGAUAUUUUCCAUGCAUGACCCUCUACGAGAACUGUUCAAGCAACUUGUGGAACUCAGGUGAGUGAUCUAGAGCCAUCAUGGCCCUCUUGUUUUAUUGACAGAAUCUUGUUAAUAGACUUUGUUAUUUACAGUCUUGUUAAUAGACUUUUGUAUUUGUUAUUAACAGAACUUUGCUGCUGCAACUUUAUUGGAUUCUUACAGUAAUAUCCAAAAUAUAUUGGUUCACUUGAUGCAUGCAGCAGUACAUACAGCUGUCAACCAAAACUGGUAAAAAUGCUAUACAUACCUAGCAAAAGCAUGACCCCCUUGUUUCCCUUUAUGUAUGUAGUGAAAACUUUAAAUGCAGGCCUGAUUUUGAUCUAUGACCAACAUGGGUUUUUUGUAUAUUACAUGUUUGUGAUGUUAUUUCUUACUAAGUUUUAGAAUUUCUUAUUUGAAUUUUUACUGUCAUUUGAUCUGUGUUUCAUUAAAAAUAUUUUUAGUGUCAAGUUAAAGUCUUGAUUUUUAAGCCUUUCUGAGCGCUUGCACUCAGGCAAGAUACAGUGACUGCUGUGUGUCUGUUGUGUGUCAAUUGCGAUCAAUAUUUUGCUUCAAACUACAUCUCUGAAACCACUUUGUUAACUUUAAUUGAACUUCAUAGAUCUGUUCCUCGGGUGGUUACCUUGAAAAUGGGAAAGAAAUACUUAAUCUUCUUGUUAGAAACCAUUGAACAGAUUUAAACAUAAUGCAGAAAUGUUCUUUGGAUGACAUAAAUGUCUACUUAAAAACAAAUUUUCAAUUAAGAGAAGAUCCAAUUACCUCCCUUUGAUUUCUUUACUACAAUAGUUAUAUCAUUAGUACCAUAUGUUAUUUGAUGAAAAUUCGUAAAAAAUCUUGACAGGAGAGUGAAUCAGAUAUGUGAUAAAAAUCUCUAGUUGUAUUCAUUGCCUCGGUGAAACACAGCUCAGAAUUUUCAUUUCAGAAAUUACAGUAACAUUUUGAGUUUUUCAUUUGAAUUGUCUUUCGACUGAAUUUGAAAGAUCUGCACAUAUUUUGUCAUUAUUUUAUUUUAUUGUUUUGCUUUUGAUAGCCUAUUGCUCAUUUGUUUUUAUAUUUAGUCCCAAAGCUAUACUCGCAGAACUCAACAGAAAUGGUGUUCUGUCAUUCAUCUUUACAUGCCCAAAUACACUCAAUCUCGACUUGAAGAUAUGUGCCAAGUUAAAUUUCACAAAACAAUCUUUUCCAUAGAUUUAUAUAUGAGCCGUGCCAUGAGAAAACCAACAUAGUGGGUUUGCGACCAGCAAGGAUCCAGACCAGCCUGCGCAUCCGCGCAGUCUGGUCAGGAUCCAUGCUGUUCGCUAACAGUUUCUCCAAUUCCAGUAGGCCUUAAAAGCGAACAGCAUGGAGCCUGACCAGACUACGCGGAUGCGCAGGCUGGUCUGGAUCCAUGCUGGUCGCAAACCCACUAUGUUGGUUUUCCCAUGGCACGGCUCAUAUGUAUAUACAUUCACAAAAGUCAUGUUUUUGAAAAUGAUUCAAGUAGUAUCGAAAUAAUAUACAUCUGUGUUUUUAUAAAAUGUAAACAAGUUUGAAAUUCCUUUUGACUAUCUUUGAUAUUGACAUUCUAGUGAUGCUGGUGAUAUUCAGACGGAAAAUUUUAUUGAAUUUUUUGCAAAAAGUUUUAUAAGCUUGCAUAGCUUCAGUGCAUAUUUGUAUAAAAUUUAGGUUAAAUGUGUUAUUUUAUAAAACUAUCUUUUAGGGGUCAAUACUUGAUCUUUUAGGGAAUUGCAUCAUACAGUAUUCUGGGAAAUGACUUUAUUUUUAAGCUAUAAGAACAUUUCAGGUGUGUGAGAAAAAAAUAGAUUUGAACAUUCAGAAACAUUUUUACACUUUUAGCAAUGACAAAUGUGUAUGAAAACCAGUAAAAGACUAUAUAUAGAAAUGUAGUAUUUAAGUUUAUAACUUAUAUAGGUGGUAUUGCAUAUUUCAAAAUCAGGAAAAUUUGGUGUACAGUCAUUUAAAUAGAUAUAAUGAAACAGACUUUGUAAUAUAUAUCAUACCAGUUACAAAUGGCAACUUAUGUGUUAUCUGAUAAAACUGGCAAUGUUGAUAUCUUUUUCUUUUUUAGCUCACCUGAGCACGAAGUGCUCAAAGGUGAGCUUUAGUGAUCACCCUGUGUCCGGCGUCCGUCGUCGUCCGUCCGUCUGUCCGUCCGUCGUCAACAAUUUGACUGUUAACACUCUAGAGGUCACAUUUUUGGCCCAAUCUUAAUGAAACUUAGUCAGAAUGUUACCCUCGAUAAAAUCUUGGACGAGUUCGAUAUUGGGUCAUCUGGGAUCAAAAACUAGGUCACCAGGUCAAAUCAAAGGAAAAGCUUGUUAACACUCUAGAGGUCACAUUUUUGGCCCAAUCUUAAUGAAAUUUGGUCAGAAUGUUACCCUCAAUAAAAUCUUGGACGAGUUCUAUAUUGGGUCAUCUGGGAUCAAAAACUAGGUCAUCAGGUCAAAUCAAAGGAAAAGCUUGUUAACACUCUAGAGGUCACAUUUUUGGCCCAAUCUUAAUGAAACUUGGUCAGAAUGUUAUCCUUAAAAAAGUCUUGGACGAGUUUGAUAUUGGGUCAUCUGGGGUCAAAAACUAGGUCAUCAGGUCAAAUCAAAGGAAAAGCUUGUUAACACUCUAGAGGUCACAUUUUUGGCCCAGUCUUAAUGAAACUUGGUCAGAAUGUUACUCUCAAUAAAACCUUGGACAAAUUUGAUAUUGGGUCAUCUGGGAUCAAAAACUAGGUCACCAGGUCAAAUCAAAGGAAAAGCUUGUUAACACUCUAGAGGUCACAUUUUUGGCCCAAUCUUAAUGAAACUUGGUCAGAAUGUUACCCUCAAUAAAAUCUUGGACAAGUUCGAUAUUGGGUCAUCUGAGAUCAAAAACUAGGUCAUCAGGUCAAAUCAAAGGAAAAGCUUGUUAACACUCUAGAGGUCACAUUUUUGGCCCAAUCUUAAUGAAACUUGGUCAGAAUGUUACCCUCAAUAAAAUCUUGGACGAGUUUGAUAUUGGGUCAUCUGGGGUCAAAAACUAGGUCAUCAGGUCAAAUCAAAGGAAAAGCUUGUUAACACUCUAGAGGUCACAUUUUUGGCCCAAUCUUAAUGAAACUUGGUCAGAAUGUUACCCUCAAAAAAAUCUUGGACGAAUUUGAUAUUGGGUCAUCUGGGGUCAAAAACUAGGUCACCAGGUCAAAUCAAAGGAAAAGCUUGUUAACACUCUAGAGGUCACAAUUUUGGCCCAAUCUUAAUGAAACUUGACCAGAAUGUUAAUCUUGAUGAUCUUAAGGUCCAGUUUGAAUCUGGGUCAUGUAGGAUCAAAAACUAGGUCAUCAGGUCAAAUCAAAGGAAAAGCUAGUUUACACUGUAGAGGCCACAUUUAUGACCAUAUCAUAAUGAAACUUGGUCUGAAUGUUAAUCUUGAUGAUCUUAAGGUCAAGUUUAAAUCUGGGUCAGGUGGGGUCAAAAACUAGGUCACUAGGUCAGAUCAAAGGAAAAGCUUGUUAACACUGUAGAGGCCAUAUUUAUGACUGUAUCUUCAUGAAACUUAGUCAGAAUGUUAAACUUGAUGAUCUUUAGGGCAAGUUUGAAUAUGGGUCAUGUCGGGUCAAAAACUAGGUCACGGGGUCAAAUCAAAGGAAAAGCUAGUUAACACUUUAGAGGCCACAUUUAUGACCAUAUCUUAAUGAAACUUUGUCAGAAUGUUAAUCUUGAUGAUCUUUAGGUCAAGUUUAAAUCUGGGUCAGUUGGGGUCAAAAACAAGGUCACUAGGUCAUAUCAAAGGAAAACCUUGUUAACACUCUAGAGGCCACAUUUAUGACUGUAUAUUCAUGAAACUUAGUCAGAAUGUUAAACUUGACGAUCUUUAGGUCAAGUUCGAAUCUGGGUCAUGUCGGGUCAAAAACUAGGUCACGGGGUCAAAUCAAAAGAAUGGCUAGUUAACACUUUAGAGGCCACAUUUAUGACCAUAUCUUAAUAAAACUUGGUCAGAAUGUUAAUCUUAAUGAUCUUUAGGUCUGUAGGUCAGGUGAGCGAUACAGGGCCUUCAUGGCCCUCUUGUUUAAAAGAAAGGUUUAGAACAGAAAUCUUGACACCUGAAAUCAUUUGAAAGUGUUUAGAAAAUCAAAUUGAGAUUUGCAGACAGUUAUCUCAGAAUCCAACACAAUGACUGGUACAUUUUAUUAGCUCAAAUGAACUUUUUUUCAGGGUGAGCUAUUAACCCUUAGCCUGCUGCAGGCGAAUUUAACAGCCUUUGCAAACAGCUUGGAACCAGAUCAGACGCCGAUUAAAUCGGCGUCUGAUCAGGUUCAAAGCUGUUUGCUACUCUGACAAUAUUUCUUCCAAUUUUGGAGCAAAUUGAAUGAACUUUACAAUUUUAGCAGACAACAUUUCCAGCAGACGACAAUUUAUCUAGCAUGCUAAAGGUUAAUAUAGGUGGAUGAUCUGGAAUCUGGCAUCACUUGUUCUGUGCCAAUAUCUUUACUUAACCAUAUUUUGCACUGCAACUACUGGUCUGAAUUACAUCAAACUUGAUCAGUAGCAUCCUAGCAUAGACUGUUCUCAAAUGUGUUCAAAUAGUUAAGCUUGGCCCACUAGAGCUAAAAAAAGAAAAACCUAGAAACAAUGUUGUCUAAUGAACUAGAUGAUGGAUUUUCAUCAAACUUGGUUUGUAGCAUCUUUGUAUGUACCUCUGUCAGUUUUAUCCGAAUAUUUUGGCUUGUGUCAAUAGAACUAAAAGUAGUUAAACCUUUAAGCAGCUUUUUUCACCUGAAUCUUGUACUGGAGCAUCCUUGUAUACAACUUUCUUAGUUUUAGUUCAAGAGGUUUUGCUUAGGGCUUCCAGAGUUACAAGUAGGAAAACCUUUUAAACAACUUCUUUUUGUGAACCAUUUGAAGGAUCUUCACCAGACUUGGUGUGCUUCAUCCUAAAAUGGUCCUGUUAUAUUUGUUCAGGUGAUUCCUUUUGAUCCAGUUUAGGGCUGGCAGAGCUAAAAAUAGAAAAAAAAACUUUAAACAACUUUUCUUACAAACCACUUGAUAGAUCUUCACCAGACAUGUUUCAUAGCAUCCUUGCAUUUAUCUCUCCCAGUUUUGUUUAGUUGGUUCUGUUAGUUAAAAAUGAAACACACUUUGAAGAUUGUUAAACUUGUUCUGUAACAUUACUGGAUUGACCUUUCUCUUUUGUAUUUAAAUUCCGUUUGACUGCAGGCUGCCAGAGUGGUAAAGUCUAUUAAUUAAAAAACUUCUCACAGACAUGAUGGAUCGAACGUGAUCUUAAGCAUCUUUGAAUGGAUCUCUCUCAAGUUUGCUGGUUACUUAUUUUAUGGCCAUCACAUUACAAAAUAAAAAGAUUUUCAAUAGCAUCUACUGACCUGCUACUUAGAUGUUUAAAGCAAAUUCAAAGGGUCAGGAUCCCCCUUAGGUGAGCGACUUAGGCCACGGCUGCUUGUUUAUCAUGUGGUAA